GGACUAAGCCAAUGAACAUGAUAAUGGAUAGCAGUCAUGCCCAUGCAAUACAACGGACCUCUCCAUUGCGGGAGUCGGCCACAACUCCGCCAUCACAACAUCCACAUGCACACAUUCACAAUCAACAUUUGCAACAAACUCCCAAGGAUUUACAAAUUUCAACAACUCCACCAACACCCCCGAAUGAGGAUAGCAAUCAAAUGUCUCCAAGGACACCGCAGGCGACAACUAAUCCCAAAACCACAACCCUGAAGCGGUCCUUUGAUGUGGCCUUCCUAAUGAUGCCCGAUGAACGUUUAAAGGCCUCACAGGUGUCGCAGGAAAAACAAAAGUUGCAACAGCAACAACAACAGCAGCAACAAUAUCAGCCACAGCCAGCUAAGAUACCAAAUUUGCGCCAAUAUCCACAAAUCACGGUGAGGACUCCUCGCAUUUACGAUGAUCCCACCUUGGUAAUAGCCUCCAGUGAUUGGGAGUCUCAUCCCCUGAAAAGUGCUUUUACCAAAGUCAACUCUCGGCUGGAGUCUCCGGGUCAACCUGCACCUCCCUUGAGUCCAGAUCAAUUGAGCUGCUCCUCAAUGAGUCCCCCAGUGGCCACAACUCCACCACGCUCGGCCAGCGGCAGUAGUAAUGACAUUAUUUCCAUCGACAGUUUACCCUCAUCUCCGGCGGCUCUUUCACCCACAAUGGGUUAUCAGAAUUUCCGCCCAGAAUACUCGCCAAAUGGUGCAUUUCAAUCGGUGCAAAAUCUCCAGGCCCAUCGCCUAAAGCAACAAUUCUUAUAUCGCUCCCCUGUCAUGAGUCCCGAACAUCAGGCGGCACCACCACCAGCAGCUAGCCCACCCGGAUUUAUUCCCGUCUAUCCAGGAUUUCCAUUUCCACCAAAUGCCGCGGCUGGUAUGCCUCAUCCAUUUGGGCCACUACCACCGCCGGAAAUAAUGCCACGCAUGGUACAAAAUCCAGCCGCCGCGGCCAUUCUUUCCACUCUCAUACCGCCCACCUUGGCCUCCACGUUUACGCUGACCGCCCAAAAUGUUUGUGCCAAGUGUAACAUAAGCUUCCGCAUGACCAGCGAUUUGGUCUAUCAUAUGCGUUCACAUCACAAAAGUGAGGUAUCGGCGGAUCCGAACCGCCGCAAACGGGAGGAGAAACUUAAAUGUCCUGUUUGCCAGGAGUCCUUCCGGGAACGUCAUCACCUGACACGGCACAUGACGGCUCACCAAGACAAGGCCAGUGAUCAGACCAGUGGAACACCACCCAACUCAUCUCCUAGUGGUGGUGGCAGUGGCGGCCAAGGUGACAAUGGGAAUUUCCAACAACAACACAACAAUAUGCCACGCAUGAAUUCCCAACGCUCCUCGGCGUCAGCGGCGGCUGCUGCAGCCUACUCGAAAUGACUAAGGAACGAGUUUAAUUAUUUCUAAAGCCGACGGCUCAGGCGUUGAAAGUGUUUUGCAGUCGGAUUGUUAUUUUUUUUAGUCGGAUGACAAAUUUUUAAAUAUUUUAAUUAUUUUUUUUUUGUUUAAAAAAAUAAUUAUUAAUAAUUGUGCAUUUUGUGAUAUUAAAUUAAUACAACAAAGAUAUUAAAGGCUCAUAAGUUGACCGAUAUUUUUUCUGUU
Musca domestica (house fly) is the source of this 1619-nucleotide messenger RNA. Its product is annotated as cyclin-K. The record is from RefSeq and is a predicted model, not a curated record. The transcript has a single exon. Gene Ontology annotation, biological process: regulation of DNA-templated transcription. Gene Ontology annotation, cellular component: nucleus. Lineage: Eukaryota; Metazoa; Arthropoda; Insecta; Diptera; Muscidae. The coding region runs from base 12 to 1397 and encodes 461 amino acids.